This is a messenger RNA of Eruca vesicaria subsp. sativa (arugula), 708 nucleotides long. The record is from the annotation of a GenBank genome assembly. Lineage: Eukaryota; Viridiplantae; Streptophyta; Magnoliopsida; Brassicales; Brassicaceae.
AUGUUUCGCCUAACUCCCCGUCCUUUCAUGACGGUGAUCAAGAAGACCACUCUCUAUGCACCCGUCGAGGAAAGGUGCAUUCCAAUGUUUCAAAGCGAGUUCAACCAGCGUCCAUUUAUCAACCCUUUACAUUUGUUUCCUAGUGAUACCGUGACAGUGCGGGAUCUCUUUCAGAUCAGUCCGUUUUACCCACAGAGGGUUCGUAGGGCGAUGGCACUUCAUCGUGCUGGACCCGGUGUGCAAGUGGCUGAAGAACCUGAUUCGGAUUCGGAUGCCUCCGUCCCUCUUUUCACUCCGAGGAAAAGAAAAGCCAAGCAAUCAAAGGACAAGGCCAUUGAUCUUGAAGAUUUUGACUUUUCCGCGGAUGACUUUGUGCUUCCAGGAUGGGGCCCGAGUCUUCCUUAUGGCGAUGGGAGUGGUGCGAGCGAGGCUCCUUUCCCGAAUAUUGAUUUUGAUGAGUUGCUUUCCGGCCUCCCUACGAAUUUUGACCUAGCUCCGCCAGCAGAUAUACCGGAGGGAUCCGAGGUUGUUGUGGAGGGACCACGCUUAAUCAACGGGGGAGUAAACAUGAUCAGAUCGGCCCAUGAAGCCAGGACUCGUGAGGCGAUGGUCUACCGUUUCAAAGUGGAGAAGGCUGAAAAGAUGCUCGCACGCGUUCAGAAUGAGGCUGUGGAACAUGAACUUAAGUCGGUCCAUGAUCAUUCCUGA